Clonostachys rhizophaga is the source of this 474-nucleotide messenger RNA. The record is from the annotation of a GenBank genome assembly. Lineage: Eukaryota; Fungi; Ascomycota; Sordariomycetes; Hypocreales; Bionectriaceae.
AUGAUCCUAGCUAGCAUGCCACGGAAAAUGAAAGGUCAAUCGUGGUCCAUGUUCCCAUCCCUCCACGGCAAUGUUAAAAAACUUCUGAAGGGCAGCGGCCUUGGUUUUUCUUUCCAGAACGCCGACCAAAGAAAUUGCGCUCAGGAAUAUGAUACCAAUAUCAAGGGUCGUUUCUCAUGUCUCAACUCGAAAUGCGCCGCCAAGGGAUGGUCCAGCAACCUCAUCCCUAUUACUAUCCGAAUGUACCACGGACAAAAGUACAAUGCUAGGGUCUACCAUCAACGGUGCAAGCAUUGCAACUGGCUCGCAAAGCCACAUUUAGAUGGGUCGUAUGCGGAAAGGAUUGCCUACCGGUUGAAGAAAUGGUCGGGGAUUCAGGUUAAACAGCCACCUUAUGGAGGGGGUGUUGAUGGGCGGCCGCACAUCACGGAGCUCUGUGAGGGAUGUAAAGCCGGGCACUGCAAAUGGACAUAA